AGCAGCUGAGGAAAAGACAUCACUGAUCGCACACAGCAUGUAACAUUGUUCUCUGCCCUUCCGCCUCCUCGCUCUUUCUUUUCAUAGUGCGCUCAAGUGUAUUCGCAGCCUUGGUUUCGCCGUCUUUGUACUGACCCUGGACGUGUGCAUGUGUCGAGCAUGCACGGAGAAAAAGGCUAGGGGACGAACAAACGCACCGAGAGCAAGAAAGCAGAAGCGUUUAGGUUGGAAUUGAAUCCACCCAAGGCUGCGUGGUCAUUACGAAGACACGGGCAGGGUAGAGCUCAGCGAAUCGGCUCGGCCCUUCUUUCCUUUUCUCUACUAGUCUUGAGAGGAUAAAUGCAGGCACAAGGUGCAAUGAUAAGAACCUCUUGGAACUCGUGCUUCAUGUACCACUUUUUAAUAUACUUCUAUGAUGAUGCUAAACUACACGACCUACUUGUGUAACUAGUUUUAUUGCCUUCUACUUCUCCUUGUUUUCCUUUAAAGAUGAGCAUAACGACGAUCGUAUAGAAGAGGCUACAAGUCCUCCAGGGUGUCCUUGCCCACCUAUUCGUCUUGUACCUUUUAACACUUCACCCUAAUUGCCUCUACGAGCGCGAGCUGCGGCGCACAAAAGGGUUAAACAGAGAAAAGUCAGGUAAACAGUCUUCAUCGGGCUUCGCUAUCACAAAACAGAAUAAUUUGCGUGUUGGUUUCCCUGACAACAUUAAGCUUAACCAAGGUCGUGAUCCUGUAUCCGCUCAGUAAGCGCGAAGAGCGGCAUCAGGUGUUCUGCAUGUGAAAUGAAGACAUGGGCUUCAAUUUUGCAGCUACAGGUUGUAAAUAGAGCACUUAAAUGGCGGUGAAUCAGGCUGAAUGUUGGACUGGUAUUAAAUAUGGCCUCUAUUUGUCAAACUGGCUUUCUACAUUCACUUCACUAAAUGUGGAUUUUAUUUUUAUUUCAUCGCUUUAGUUUUAUAGCAUUUAUCAGGAGUUAUUUCUGUGUGAGAGGAGAUGUUGUUCAGGAUUACAGUAAAUAAGAUCCUGUUUUCUAUUUAUUACAGGAUCAGGCUUGAAUGCUUUAAUACUAAUUAACAAACUCCUUCACACCUCAACCUGCUGCUGCUCAGUUGUGCCAUUUGUCAUUUACUUGUUAAUCAGCAUCACCAGCAGCUAAUUGGACAGAUCCAACCCUCAGCACGCAACACGAAUAAUCACCUGAAAAUAUGUUUAUUUGAAAUGCUAAUCUUGUUUUGCUCAUUAAUAGUUUUAGGUUACAUCUGGGGGAUAAUUCGUGUGACCCGCAGGUUGUCAUGAUGCCGCACAGUCAAAAAUGUCCACAGCUUGACAGCUAAACAGCGCCUGAUGAUCCCGAAAUGUUCUUCAUCAUUGCCGUAAAUCUAAUUAGUCGUCCGCAAACUCCAAUUAGUCGUUCACAUGCCACUUUUGGUGCGUCAGGCUGAAAUUAUUCCGGAAAAAAAAAAGUUAUUGGAAAUAAGGCGCGGCGCAGUGCUGAAUACAGAAGAGGCAUCUUCUGCUGUUGUGGCCGUUUUUUUUUUUCUUCUAGAUUUGUUAGAUGGCACCAAUCCGAUGCGGAGACACAUCUGCGCGCACGGCGGUGGCCUUCGGGCGCGCGUGCGUGUGUGCGUAAAGAGCGCGGCUGGUACAACGCUGACGUCAGGAAUCAAUCGGCUUUGUCCAAUCAUGUCCAGCGGCUUAUAAAUGAGGAAUGAUAUCCGUCGGACAUCCACAUCGGCGGAGGACUUCCAGGUGCGCCGCGCUCACUCCGUAACCAGCAGCAGCAGCAGCGAUGCCUCACUCCUUGUUCCCCCUGUGCGUCCUGGGCCUCCUCGCCCUCUCCUCCGCCUGCUACAUCCAGAACUGCCCCCGAGGAGGGAAGCGGGCGCUGCCGGAGACCGGGAUCAGACAGUGCAUGUCCUGUGGCCCCGGAGACAGGGGCCGCUGCUUCGGCCCCAGUAUCUGCUGUGGGGAGGGUCUCGGCUGCCUGCUGGGGUCCCCAGAGGCAGCUCACUGUGUGGAGGAGAACUACCUGCUCACUCCCUGCCAGGCGGGAGGGAGACUCUGCGGAUCUGACGGAGGACGCUGCGCUGCUUCAGGACUCUGCUGCAACUCUGAGGGCUGUGUGGUGGACUCUGACUGCCUGGGGGAGACAGAGAACACAGAUCCAGCUCACGGCUCUGCCAGGAGUUCACCUACAGACCUGCUGCUGCGUCUGCUGCAUGUGGCCACCAGAGGACAGAAUGAGUACUGAUGCUGUAUUUGCGGACGUCCCCCCCCUGCUCCUCAGUGCCUGGAGCCGAAACAGAAAUGCAGUCCCGCCUCAAGAUCCGAACUCUGAAACAAAAGCCAAGUCAAACUUUGUCUCUGAACCAACUCUGCUGUGCUCUUCUGUUUCUGUCUGAACUAUCUUCUACUUGUUUUUAAUUAGCUACUUAUAUGGAAAUCCUGGAAGAGAAGAAUCAUAACAACAGGCUUGAAAUGAUUAGAUUUCAUGUUUGUUCCCACUUAAGAAAAAAAAAUGUAUAUACUAAUGCACAUACUGUACACAAAGUUUAUUCUCUAUGAGGGCGCUCCCGUUCAAAUAGUUUAUAAAAAUCAGAAAACGCUGUAAAUAAGUCCGACAUUAAAGACUGAGGUUGGUGUAGAGACCCAUGUAGAACAGCUGAAUGCUUGAGCAGUCACUUCUCGUGUAGUAGAAAUAUUGUAUAUUGAAAAUAAGAGAAACAAUACAGAAUGUAUCACUGCCAAA
This is a messenger RNA of Stegastes partitus (bicolor damselfish), 2752 nucleotides long. RefSeq names its product arginine vasopressin (gene avp). Gene Ontology annotation, molecular function: neurohypophyseal hormone activity. The record is from RefSeq and is a predicted model, not a curated record. Lineage: Eukaryota; Metazoa; Chordata; Actinopteri; Pomacentridae. Bases 1793 to 2254 code for a protein of 153 amino acids. Gene Ontology annotation, cellular component: extracellular region; secretory granule. The transcript is spliced from 3 exons.